UGUUCUUAUAAAUAGAGCUUGCCUUUCCUAUUUUCUCUUCAUUAUUUCUUAAUCUUCUAUUCAACAUGGCACUUCCUAAGUUUUUGCUACUUUGUGUUUUUGUGCUUCUGGGUUGUUCUUCAAUGGCUUCUGCUGCAAUUGUGGAGCACACAUUUAAUGUGCAAAACUUGACCAUCGGAAGAUUGUGCCAGCAGCAGGUGAUAACUGCAGUAAACGGCAGCCUCCCAGGGCCGACUAUUCGUGUUAGUGAGGGUGACACUCUUGUUGUUCAUGUCUUCAACAAGUCACCCUAUAACCUUACAAUUCACUGGCAUGGGAUAUUUCAAAUACUCAGUCCGUGGGCAGAUGGGCCAAGCAUGGUGACUCAAUGUCCAAUAACACCAGGACACAAAUACACCUACAGAUUUAGAAUCAUCAACCAGGAGGGAACCCUGUGGUGGCAUGCCCAUGUCUCAUGGCUCCGAGCUACUGUCCAUGGCGCUCUUAUUAUUCGCCCAAGAGCUGGUCAAUCAUAUCCAUUCCCCAAACCCCACAAGGAAGUUCCAAUCGUGCUAGGUGAGUGGUGGAAUGCUAGCGUUGUCGAUGUUGUGAACCAGGCGCUCGCCACUGGCGGGGCUCCUAAUGAUUCAGUUGCUUUCACCAUUAAUGGAAAGCCCGGAGACCUCUACCCCUGCUCUCAAAAUCAAACAUACAAGCUCCACGUUCAACAAGGGAAGACUUAUCUUUUGCGUAUAAUCAACGCUGCACUCAAUAACCAGCUCUUCUUCAAGAUUGCUAAUCAUAAUCUGACGGUGGUGGCCGUCGACGCUGCAUACACAACGCCGACGGUCACCAACGUUGUGGUGAUUGCGCCGGGGCAGACCACCGACGUUCUUCUCAAAGCCAACCAACCUGUGGGCUCUUAUUACAUGGCGGCUCAUGCUUAUGUCACUACGCCGAACACCUUUGACAACACCACCACCACAGGCAUCAUCGAAUAUGAAGGCUCAAACUCAACCGCUGCGCCGAUCAUGCCAGUUCUUCCGGCCUUCAACGACACGCCGACGGCUUUCACAUUCUACAGUAAUUUAACCAGUUUGGAAUUUUGCCCCCACUGGGUCCCAGUGCCACGUCACGUCAACGAGCAUAUGUUUGUGACGGUCGGAUUGUCGCUCGAGCCUUGCGGGGCAAACGCCACGUGUCAAGGUAUAAAUGGUCAACGAUUUUCUGCCAGUAUGAACAAUCAAUCACUUGAGCUGCCGACAAGUUUAUCGUUGUUGCAAGCUUUCUACGGCAAUGUUACUGGAGUGUACACCACUGAUUUCCCCAACAACCCGCCUGUUACAUUUGACUUCACGAAUACCAACCUGACCAACGCCACGUCACUGCUGUUUGCACCGAAGGUGACGAAGUUGAAGAAGGUCAAGUUCAAUUCGACGGUGCAGAUGGUCUUGCAGAACACCGCUUUAAUCACGACGGAGAAUCAUCCGAUGCACCUCCAUGGCUUCGACUUUUACGUACUGGCCCAAGGAUUUGGAAACUAUAACAAAACCAGGGACAGCAAAAAGUUCAAUCUCGUCAACCCACAACGGCGAAACACCAUAGCCGUACCAGAUGGAGGCUGGGCUGUCAUCAGAUUCACUGCAAACAACCCAGGUGUGUGGUACAUGCACUGCCACUUGGACGUUCACUUGGGCUGGGGUCUGGCCACGGCUUUUGUUGUUGAAAAUGGGCCAACGCCGUCAACUAGGCUGCCUCCACCGCCGAAGGAUCUACCCAAGUGUUAGUGGUCUUGUUUCACGAAAUAAAGAGGCUCCGAUUGUUAACUGGUCUCACAAUACUAUUAUUUGUUUGGCUUUAAAUUCAAUUGUAUUAUUUGUUAAUUUCAGUUCUGAAAAAAAUUGAUGUAAUAAUUGUCAACUGUGAUGUAUCAGUCCAUUUUUUAAUGUAUUUUGCCUGUAAUAAAUAAUAUUUUCUUAAUA
Messenger RNA from Mangifera indica (mango), 1961 nucleotides. RefSeq names its product laccase-7-like. Gene Ontology annotation, biological process: lignin catabolic process. Gene Ontology annotation, cellular component: apoplast. Gene Ontology annotation, molecular function: copper ion binding; hydroquinone:oxygen oxidoreductase activity. The coding region runs from base 66 to 1766 and encodes 566 amino acids. NCBI's taxonomy places the organism in Eukaryota, Viridiplantae, Streptophyta, Magnoliopsida, Sapindales, Anacardiaceae. The transcript has 6 exons. The record is from RefSeq and is a predicted model, not a curated record.